This is a messenger RNA of Phacochoerus africanus (Common warthog), 5414 nucleotides long. It is a transcript of the gene ARSB, whose product is annotated as arylsulfatase B. The record is from RefSeq and is a predicted model, not a curated record. NCBI's taxonomy places the organism in Eukaryota, Metazoa, Chordata, Mammalia, Artiodactyla, Suidae. The transcript is spliced from 8 exons. Bases 303 to 1907 code for a protein of 534 amino acids.
CAAGAGGCAACGAGCAUCGUUGGAAAGAUGAGACCUUGGCCCUUAUCAAGCAUCAACGGAGUUACCCUGGAGCACAGCUGCGAGGCUGCCCGAGUUCUACUCGCUGGCUCCUCCCCCGCCACACGGGCCCGGGCCGGGGUUAGAGGCGGCGGGUCUCCGGCGCUGGGCCUCUACUGCCCACGGCCCGCAGGGGGUGAGGUUCAGUGCCGGGGCGGGGCAGCCCCGGCUGCUCAGUUCCUGAUUCUAUAAGCGGUGCCCGAGGCUGGCGGCGCCACAGACGCGGGCUACGCGGGCGACGCAAGAUGGGCCGGCGAGGAGCUGAGAGUCGGCCCCGAGGCCCCGGGCAGCGGCGGCCGCUCCUCCCCACCGUCCUCCCGCUGGGGCUGCUGUUGUUGCUGCUGCCUCCUCGCGGCUCCAGCAUUGGGGCCGGCCGGCCGCCUCACCUCGUCUUCGUGCUGGCGGACGACCUGGGCUGGAACGACGUGGGCUUCCACGGCUCGGAGAUCCGCACGCCGCACCUGGACGCGCUGGCGGCCGGCGGAGUGCUGCUGGACAACUACUACACGCAGCCGCUGUGCACGCCAUCGCGGAGCCAGCUGCUCACCGGCCGCUACCAGAUCCACACAGGUUUACAGCAUCAAAUAAUCUGGCCCUGUCAGCCCAGCUGCAUUCCUCUGGAUGAAAAACUCCUGCCCCAGCUUCUAAAAGAAGCAGGCUACGCCACCCAUAUGGUCGGAAAAUGGCAUCUGGGAAUGUAUCGGAAAGAAUGUCUUCCAACUCGCCGAGGAUUUGACACUUACUUUGGCUACCUUCUAGGUAGUGAAGAUUACUAUUCCCAUGAGCGCUGUACGUUAAUCAAUGCUCUGAAUGUCACACGAUGUGCUCUUGAUUUUCGAGAUGGUGAAGAAGUUGCAACUGGAUAUAAAAAUAUGUAUUCAACAAACGUAUUUACUGAGAGGGCUACAGCCCUCAUAACUAACCAUCCACCAGAGAAGCCUCUGUUUCUCUACCUUGCUCUCCAGUCUGUCCACGAACCCCUUCAGGUCCCCGAAGAAUACCUGAAGCCAUACGACUUUAUCCAGAAUAAGAAUAGGCAUUACUAUGCAGGAAUGGUGUCCCUCAUGGAUGAAGCAGUGGGAAAUGUCACUGCUGCCUUAAAAAGCCGCGGGCUCUGGAACAACACGGUGUUCAUCUUCUCCACAGAUAACGGAGGGCAGACUCUGGCAGGGGGCAAUAACUGGCCCCUUCGAGGAAGAAAGUGGAGCCUGUGGGAAGGAGGCGUGCGAGGGGUGGGCUUUGUGGCCGGCCCCUUGCUGAAAAGGAAAGGCGUGAAGAACCGGGAGCUUAUCCACAUUUCCGACUGGCUGCCCACCCUGGUGAAGCUGGCCGGGGGCAGCACGCAUGGCACCAAGCCUCUGGAUGGCUUUGAUGUGUGGAAAACCAUCAGUGAAGGAAGCCCGUCCCCCAGAAUGGAGCUGCUGCACAAUAUCGACCCAAACUUUGUAGAUGUUUCACCAUGUCUUGGGAACAGCACGGCUCCAGCAAAGGAUGAUUCUUCUCUUCCAGAGCAUUCAGCCUUCAACACAUCUGUCCAUGCUGCAAUUAGAUACAGGAACUGGAAGCUCCUCACGGGCUACCCAGGCUGUGGCCACUGGUUUCCUCCACCGUCUCAAUACAAUGUUUCUGAGAUACCCUCCUCGGACCCACCGACCAAGACCACCUGGCUCUUUGACCUUGAACAGGACCCAGAGGAGAGGCAUGACCUGUCGAGGGACCACCCCCACAUCGUCCAGCUGCUCCUCACCCGCCUGCAGUUCUACCAGAAGCACUCAGUGCCCGUGUACUUCCCGGCACAAGACCCCCGCUGCGACCCCAAGGCCACUGGGGCUUGGGGUCCUUGGAUGUAGGAUUUCAAGGCAGCCUUGGGGGUGGGGAGAGCGGGGGAGGCGGCUAGAAAGCCUUCCUGGUGCAUGAUGGACUUCAGGGCUUUACUGGUGUGACUCUUGUCUCACUGAUGCUCCCAACCUGGGUCCCCCCUGACCACUUCUCUCACUCCUAAACCACACUGAGGUAUCUGAUUUCGACCCCUAGGGCACUGGCGAAGCUGAUAAAAUGUGAACACUUGCACUGUUGGCCGUGGCAUGUAUCUAGAGGAGAGGGCAACUGGGUUCGUCCCCUUUUUCCUAGGCUGUGGGACAGCUGGGGACUUGACUGGAAGGAGGAAGCAAUUGAGUCCUGGAGGCCAGAGCAGCUGGUUCUUUUUGCUUCGCAAGUCAGAUGUUAGGUUUCCCUCUGCCAAUAGCCGGGUUUUAUGGGAGUGACUCACAUUUCUCGUAACAAAUGAAAGGAGCAGACAGUUGUUAAUGGUUCUGUUGGCCAGUGCUCCUCCAUGUCGUGAGAGAUUGUGUUCAGGCAUCCCAGGCGAAUAACCCGCCUUGCUUCACCCCUCGCUCACACAUCUCAUCACUCACCCCAUCAGGGAGCAUAAGGCUUGUUUCGUGGUUAAGAUGGGCCUGGCGAUAUGCCUACUCAUUGGUGUGGGUGUUGCCAAUAAAGGGAUGUGCUUUUAACCCCCCGCUUUUUCCCAGCCAUUGCUCAUCUGGUCUGGUCUGCCUGCGACCUCCCAGCUCCCUUUGUGGUUCUCCUUCUACCCCGUCUUCUGACUCAGGCAUCCCGAGCCUGGGAAGGCUGCUUUGCUUCUCUGCUUUGAGCAUCUCUGGUGUUUGGAACAGUGCCGAGGCUUGCCUAUUUUGGGCCCCCAACACGGAAGCUAGAGCCCAGCCCCAGGAGGGCGGCACGUCUGACUCCGUGGGCAUGCUCAUGGUGGGCACGGGGAGGACUGGCUGGCGGGGUGAUGCUUGGGUCCCUGCCGUCUGGUUAGUGACAUUUUUUCUGGUUGCAUGGCGUUGAUUCUCAUGGUUGUGGUUACGUCUCGUCAUGUACUGAGUUGCACUGCUAUCCUCCAGCAGUGAGGCAGAACCUUGGGAAAGGCUCAUACCAUCCUGAGAUGAUGGAAGAGGCCAGUUUGACAAAGGAAGCGGCUGGCAUCCAGGAUACUAAGGCUUGGUAAAUGCAGAAGACGGCACAACCGCAUGCCCUUCUUCUCUCGGUUUUACUGCUUAUUUGGAGGGUCUAAGGCUAGGGAAAGGGGAGCUACAGUUUGACCCGCCUGCUCUCUCUCAGCCCCACCCGUGUCCUACUAACAUGGGCCAGUCCAGAUCAGCUCCAGAGUGUCAGACUCAGAGAAAUAUGUCCCCAAACUGUACUCUUUUCUGCAUUAGCUCCACUGUUUCAUUUACUGCUUUCCUUCAAGGCCUGGAUCAGUGCCUUGUACAUAGAAGGCAUUCUUUUUGAAAAAUAAGUGAAUGAAUGAACGAAUGAACAAAUGAGUAAAUGAGAAGGUCUCACACCAGUGGAAGGUGCUAGCCCAGUGAGCUGAAUACAAGGAUGAAUAGAAACAUCUUCCAACCAUGGCUUUUCUGUUGUCAAGCUGCCCUCCUGGCGGAGGGGCACAGGCUGCAUAUCUGGGCAGUCUAGGACAUGCCAUAGUGAAGCAGGAAGGCCCUCUCAGAAGAAGAGGGGAGAAAAAUAUGCCCACUGAAGCUUCUCUUCUGCCAGUAACUCAGUUUUCUUUUGCCGAGAAUACUAGAAACUAAAACCACCAAGUAAGACGAUAUAGGUCUUGGAACAGUCACCCUUCAAUUCCAUAGCAAUGGUUUCUGGUGAUGACUAAUGUAUUAUGAUAUGACGAUUGGAAGGAAAUGGUGCUAGAACUAAGGACACCUCUUCCCAACCUGUGCCCCACGCCUGGGCGGGCAUGCUGCUGGCCAGGAUGCUAUUACCUCUCACUCCCAAGCCUGUGGUGGGUGUCAUGAACUAACUGAGACUAGAUGUUCCUUUCGGAUCCUUCUAACCCCAGGGCUGUAGAUGCCAUUAAUACGGUGCCAGGGCUGUAGGUGCCAUUAACACGGUGCCAGGGCUAUAGGUGCCAUAAAGAUUGGAGGCCAUGACUGCAUGACACCUUUGUGCUCCCCCGCUGUCCUCCCAGCAGCUGUUCCCAAUUCUCGUUCCUCGACGGCCACAUACAAUGUGGGUGUUCUGCACACUCAGUGGCAUUAAAAGGGAUUUUAAAGACCAAUUGUUUUUGGUCAAAACAUUUAUUUGAGAUUUUCUCUCAUCCAUAAUAGAGACACGUUCUCUAUUAUGUCUCAUAUUUUCUUCUUCUGUACAUGAAUGAAGGUGAACAGAGUCGUAUGUUGUCUUUAGAAGUAUUAAUGGUAUUUCUUUCUGAAUUUGUUUACCUUUAAAGAACAGUUUUGUUUCUUUCUUUUUCUUUGUUGCUACUUGAUUGCUCCAGCUUGGGGGAGGGGGGCAAAAAAGUAAUCUUUUGAAAUGUGUCAGCUGUGAGUAGGGGGUGUUCCUUUGGGAAAUGAAAAGGUUCUGGAAAUAGAUAAUGGGGAUGGUUGUAAACAUCAUGUACUUAAUGCCUCUGAUUUUUACACUUUGAAAUGGUUAAAAUGAUAAAUUUUAACUUAUGUCGUUUUUAACCACAAUUUCAAAAAUGUGUUGGCCCAUUUUAUGAUAUGUCAACUCUAACUCAAUAAAGCUGUUACAUAAAUAAAUAGAGCGAAAAAGAUCAGAGCUAAAAAAAAAUGUCUUUCGCUUCCUCAAAGAUACAAACUAAAAUAUAGGAUAUUGGAAGAGGAUCAAGAGAGGCUUGAAUAUAAAGUAGUAAUAGGGGGUGUAUGAGUUUUCUCAUGCCAAAAUGUAGCAGCUUAAAACAGUGAAGAUUUGUCAUGCAUUAUAUGAGAAGCAGGACUUUAGGAGUGGCUUAGCUUAGGGUCUGUCUGGCUCAGGGUCUGUCAUGACCUGAUUGUAGUCGAGCAGUCAACCAGGGCUGCCAGUCCUCUGGAGGCUUGACUGGGGAUGGAGGACCCACUCCCAAGAUGACUCACUCACAAGGCUCUUGGUCGGAGGCCUUGGUUCUUUGCUCUGUGGGCUUCUCCAUGGACUAUUGCGGAUUCUCACGGUAAACUUUCAGCAGAGCAAGUAACUCAGAGAUAAAGGAAAGCUGCACUCAAUACCUUUUAUGACCUGGUCUCCAAAAUCAAGCACUGUCACGUCCACCUUCCUUCGCGUCCUUUUUGAGUCACUAAGUCCAGCCCAUUACCUAGAGGAGGAGAAUUGGGCUCCAUCUUUUCAAAAGAAGUGUUAGGCCUUGUGGGCCUAUUCACCCACCACCACAGACAACAGAGGAGAAAAGGCAAACGUAGCCUCUGGGGGAAAUAGAUUGCCCAGUCAAGUCCACAUUGCAUUCAUCGAAAGCCGCUCUUUGAAAACAGGGAGCGGAAGAAGUAUCCAACUUUGCUCUUUAGUGUUAGAUUAACAUAACAUAAACAAAACAUUUAACCUUC